Molecule: messenger RNA, 1143 nt
Organism: Loxodonta africana (African savanna elephant)
Lineage: Eukaryota; Metazoa; Chordata; Mammalia; Proboscidea; Elephantidae
Gene: FOXE1
Product: forkhead box E1
Exons: 1
Coding region: 1-1143 (380 amino acids)
Biological process (GO): anatomical structure morphogenesis; cell differentiation; regulation of transcription by RNA polymerase II
Molecular function (GO): RNA polymerase II cis-regulatory region sequence-specific DNA binding; DNA-binding transcription factor activity, RNA polymerase II-specific
Source: RefSeq, a predicted model, not a curated record
AUGACCGCCGAGAGUGGGCCGCCCCCGCCGCCGCCGCCGCCGCCCCCGCCGCCGCAGCCCGAGGCGCUGGCGGUUGUGAAGGAGGAGCGCAGCGAGGCGGUGGUGGGGGCCGGGGUCCUGGCGGACGGCACGGGCCGGGGCGCAGGCGGGCGGCGGCGCAAGCGCCCCCUGCAGCGCGGGAAGCCGCCCUACAGCUACAUCGCGCUCAUCGCCAUGGCCAUAGCGCACGCGCCCGAGCGCCGCCUGACGCUGGGCGGCAUCUACAAGUUCAUCACUGAGCGCUUCCCCUUCUACCGCGACAACCCCAAGAAGUGGCAGAACAGCAUCCGCCACAACCUCACGCUCAACGACUGCUUCCUCAAGAUCCCGCGCGAGGCCGGCCGCCCGGGCAAGGGCAACUACUGGGCGCUCGACCCUAACGCCGAGGACAUGUUCGAGAGCGGCAGCUUCCUGCGCCGCCGCAAGCGCUUCAAGCGCUCGGACCUCUCCACCUACCCGGCCUACAUGCACGACGCGGCCGCCGCCGCAGCCGCCGCCGCCGCCGCCGCCGCUGCCGCCAUCUUCCCGGGCGCUGUGCCCGCCGCGCGCCCGCCCUACCCGGGCGCCGUCUACGCGGGGUACGCGCCGCCGCCGCUCGCCGCGCCGCCCCCGGUCUACUACCCCGCGGCGUCUCCAGGCCCGUGCCGCGUCUUCGGCCUGAUGCCCGAGCGGCCGCUCAGCCCCGAACUGGGCCCCGCGCCGUCGGGGUCCGCCGGGUCCUGCGCCUUUGCCUCGGCCGGCGCUCCCGCCACGACCACCGGCUACCAGCCCGCCGGCUGCGCUGGGACUCGGCCGGCCAACCCCGCGGCCUACGCAGCCGCCUAUGCGGGCCCCGACGGCGCGUACCCGCAGGGCGCGGGCGGAGCGCUCUUCGCCGCCGCUAGCCGCCUGGCGGGGCCCGGCUCGCCCGCAGCAGGUGGAGGCGGGGGCGGUGUCGAGGGCACAGUGGAUUUCUACGGGCGCACAUCGCCCGCCCAGUUCGGAGCCCUGGGGCCCUGCUACAAUCCUGGCGGGCAGUUGGGGGCGGGCAGUGGAGGCUCCUACCACGCUCGGCAUGCGGCCGCCUAUCCUGGCGGGGUGGAUCGGUUCGUGUCCGCCAUGUGA